CACUUGCCGCGUCACUACCGGUACAUGACAACGUUCCCUCGCCAACGAAAAGAAACGUGAAUUUUGACAGUUGAAAUAUUAAAUCAAGACGAUGGCCUCGUCGAAUUAUACCCUGAAAGUCAACAGAGACUUGUUGGACCCAAACUUUGAGAGUUACCGCCUCUCCCUGGACCCCAUACCGACGUACGACGUUGUGCUGGACGCCGCCGUGGAGGAGGUGACGUUGAAGGAUUGUCAGUACACGCUGGAGCACGUGCGCGCCUUUGCCAUGUACAAUUACCUCCACUUGGACCCCUGGUACGACGACAGCGUGUUGUUUGUGGACUGCAAAGGGCGAGUGCUCAGUCUCACCGUCACUCUGGACACAGUGCUGGGCAAGCCGAGGGAGGUGUUCCGCCUGGGGACCGAAGUCGAACGACGCGAGGACCGCGUGUGCCCCUCCCUCAGCCUCACGUCGGCCACCUGGGCCGCCCUCUCCGACGGCGCCGGGCGACUCUACCUGCUUCGCACCAGCAAGCGGGGAGACAGCACCCACGGAAAGUGGGAGCCCUUGUUCACAGAGGACUUGGGGGAGCCCUUCAUCGUCCUCCACAGCGUGGCCCACCUCCAGGCGGGCGCCCACACGCUGGAGGUCCUGCUGCUCCGCGUCGUCAAGGACCCUCAGGAAACGGCGGGAAGUGGAUACUCGGUGACACUCGAGUGGAUCACGGUCGCCAACGCGCCGGGGCAAGGCUUGGAGAAGAAUUACGAAGUGAAGAAGAGGCGGCUGCUCCGGGGAAAGUCGGUGCCUCAUUACGCCGCCGUGACGCCGGAGGGCGACGGCCUGAUGGUGGCGUCGGAGAAGCCCUUCGCCUUCACGCACUUGGACGGCCAGCCCCUCAAGCAGCCGCAGCCGGCGGCGGGCGAGCCCCCCGUGGAUCUGGACAAGCUGGAUCCCGUCUACUUCUGGCAGCAGACGUCGGACGACAUCACGGCCAACGUGCGCCUGCCCGAGGGCGUGACCAAGGACGCCAUCCGGUUCCGGCUGACGGCGGACACGAUCAGCGUCGGCGUGCGGGGAUCGGCGUCCCUGCUGGAGGGCCAGCUGUACGCUUCCGUAGACCCCGAGGCCUGCACCUGGAUCCUCAGGGAGAACAAAAGCCUGGAAGUGAGCCUGCAGAAGCGCACCGAGGGACCCGUGUGGCCGGAGCUGGUGAUGGGUGACCGUCGAGGGGAGCACGUGAUGAGCGACGAGCAGGCCGCCCUCGUCCGCGAGAGGCUGACCCACCUGACAUCCGAAGACACGCACGCUAAUCCCGACCUGGACAAGCCGGCCUGCAACUCUCAGGAGCUGGAGGACUGCGACGGCUACCCGGAGGACACGUCCAGCCUCGUGCACUUUGACGGCGAGUCGCUCGAGACCACUCAGGUGGUGAACCUGGGCAGCCAUCAGUACCUCUUCACCGUGACCGCGGACCCGACCCUGAUGCCCUGCUUGUGCCUGCGCCACGACGUGGACGCCCUGCUGUGGCAGCCGCGCCCCGACCGGCCCGCCGACAUGUGGGAGCACGUCGCCACUUUCAACGCCCUGGGCUACGUGCAGGCGUCCAAGCGGGACAAGAAGUUCUCCACGUGCGCGCCCGACUUUUCCUACGCGUCGCUGUGCGAGUGCCUGCGCCGCGCCUUCAUCUACCGCCAGCCGUCCCCGGCGGACGGCGUGCUUUUCAACAGGAAGCAGGGCCGGCGGGUAGGGCAGGUCGCCAAGCAACAGGUGGCCGGCCUGGCCUCGGACAAAGUCGUGCUGGGCUUCAGGGCGACCGACGAGAGGCUCUUCGCCCUCACGUCCGCCAACCUCUUUGUGCUGAAGGUUAAUAAUAAGUAAGAGCGGAACGAGAGCGUUCCGGAACACAAAGUCGCUUCUCCUCGGACUGAAAGCGUCAAAUAUAAAAAGGCCGCUUAACCCAGGGGUGGGCAAACUUUUGUGCUCAAGGGCCUCAUUUGACAAACGGGCCACGUCAUUUUUUCGAGAGGAGGAAGAAAAAAAAUAAAAAUCCAUCCAUCCAUCCAUCCAUCAUCUAUUCAUUUUCUUAUACCACUCAUGUAUAUGUCAAAUAUGUAAAUUUAUACUAAUCCAUCCAUCCAUUUUCUGAGCCGCUUCUCCUCACUGGGGUCGCGGGCGUGCCGGAGCCUAUCCCGGCCGUCAUCGGGCAGGAGGCGGGGUACGCCCCGAACCGGUCGCCAGCCAAUCGCAGGGCACAUAUAGACAAACAACCAGUCGCACUCACAGUCCCAGUCGCACCUACGGGCAAUUUAGAGUCUCCAAUUCAUGCAUGUUUUGGGGACGUGGGAGGAAAGCGGAGUGCCCGGAGAAAACCCACGCAGGCACGGGGGGAACGUGCAAACUCCACGCAGGCGGGGCCGGGGAUUGAACCCGGGUCCUCGGCGCUGUGAGCCUGACGCUCUAACCGGUCGGCCACCGUGCCCCGCCCGUUCUAAUUGAUUCCGGUUAUUUAAUUUAAAAAGUUUGCAAAAAUCUAUAUGUAAACUUGUUUGUUUAAAUAAUAAAAUAAAAUCCAAGCUAUCAUUUGUAUAUAGUUGUAUUUAUAAUAAAUUAGAAAUAAGUAACCCAUUAUUGAAUAAAAAAUUGCCGACUGUAUUAUGUAUAAUUAAUGUAA
Phycodurus eques (leafy seadragon) is the source of this 2654-nucleotide messenger RNA. It is a transcript of the gene nudcd1, whose product is annotated as NudC domain containing 1. The record is from RefSeq and is a predicted model, not a curated record. Bases 92 to 1861 code for a protein of 589 amino acids. NCBI's taxonomy places the organism in Eukaryota, Metazoa, Chordata, Actinopteri, Syngnathiformes, Syngnathidae. The transcript has 10 exons.